ACCUGGGGAGCUGGAGCCUCUUUUACCUGCUGUCUGAAGAGAGCUUUAGCAUAUAAAUAGCCGUCAGUUUCUGUUGCUACACUGGUUUUUCAAAAUGAGUAAUGGAGGAAAAGACCAAAAGGACAAAAAGAAGCCAGAAACAGACUCAGGGGAUGAGAAAGGGGGUCUUGAUUGGCUUCUUGAAAACUCCAACUCAGAGACUAGUCCUGUGCCGAUGGACAGCAAUGUUUUACUAUCAAGACCUAAGGCCCCUUCUGACAACAUCUUUGGUACGGCGUUCACAAGGGACAAAGUAUUCAAAGCAGCAUCUCAGGGGGACGCUGCACAGCUUAUCGGCCUGCUUGACUACCUGCAAGUUAAUGAUAAGCGACUUACCAGCCCAGACUUUGUAGGCAAAGAUAAAUCAAAUGGAAAAACAGCACUCUUGAAAGCUUUGCUGAACCUGAAAGAUGGGAAAAAUAACACCAUUGAAGUCCUGAUUGACGUAGCAGACAAGACUCAGGACCUAAAAGGUUUAAUCAACGCAGCGUAUACAGACAAUAGUUAUAAGGGUCAGACAGCCUUGCAUAUCGCCAUUGAAAGAAGGAGCUUUGAUUACGUAAAGCUGUUAGUCCAGAGAGGAGCGGAUGUCCAAGCAAAAGCCAAUGGAACAUUUUUUCAGCGUAACACUAGGCUUGGAUUUUAUUUUGGUGAGCUGCCUUUGUCCUUGGCUGCCUGCACCAAUCAGCCAGAAAUAGUUUCAUUUCUCAUGGAAAACCCUUAUAGGAGAGCCGAUCCGACUGAUAAAGACUCACAAGGAAACACUGUUUUGCACACUCUGGUGGUGAUAGCAGAUGACACAACAGAAAACACAGAACUUGUUGCAAACAUGUAUGACAAAAUCCUUGUUCAGCACUACAAGCUUAACGAAGACAGCAACAUCCAGCUGGAAUUGAUUGAGAACAACGAAGGUCUCACACCGCUUAAACUAGCUGCCAAACUCGGAAAGAUUGGGCUUUUUAAGCACAUAUUAAACAGAGAAUUUAUGGAUGAGGAAAGACGACCGCUGUCCAGAAAGUUCACAGAAUGGGUCUAUGGACCUGUUCACUCUUCUCUUUAUGACAUGAGUUCCAUCGACACCAAUGAAAAAAACUCUGUGCUGGAGAUUAUCAUCUUUGGGAGCGAAGUUCCUAAACGCACAGAAAUGCUGAGGAUCGAACCUCUACGCAGUCUUCUUCAGGAUAAAUGGAAUAGAUUUGCUUCCAAGUUAUUUUUGAUGAACUUCAUAUUUUAUUCAAUGUAUCUGGCCAUUUUCACCACAGUGGCCUUCUACAGAAAAGACGGAAAGCCACCCUUCCCAGUGGAAAACAACCCAGUUGACCACCUCCGUUGUAUUGGUGAGCUCAUCAGUGUCCUUGGAGCAGUAAGGUUUUUCUAUAAAACUAUAACUAUUUUCAAGAGGAACCCUCCAAGAAUAAGGGCUCUCUUUACUGAUGGAUACAGUGAAUUUCUAUUUUUCCUGCAGGCAAUCCUCCUUCUGGUCUGUGCAAUCUUGUACUGCUGUGGACGGAGGGAAUACGUCGGGCUCCUUGUGCUGUCUUUAGCCCUUGCCUGGAUUAAUGUUUUGUAUUACACAAGGGGUUCGAAGCAGCUGGGGAUCUACAACGUCAUGAUGCAAAGGAUGAUCCUGGGUGACCUUCUACACUUUUUAAUGGUCUACAUUGUCCUGCUUUUUGGAUUUUCUGCCGCUGUUUGUACCCUGAUUGACGACUCAACUGAACAAAGCAAUGGAACAUUUCCCAGAGGAAGGACCUUCAAUGUUGAAACAUUCACAUGCGAGAAACCGACUUAUAAUGAUAUCCGUUUUACCACACUGGAACUGUUCAAAUUCACAAUUGGAAUGGGGGAUCUAGAAUUCACUGACCACGUUCAGUACAAAGAAGUUUUCUACAUCCUGCUCAUCUGCUAUAUCGUCCUCACUUAUAUUCUGAUGCUAAACAUGCUCAUCGCUCUGAUGGGCAACACGGUGGAGAGAACUUCAGAACAAAGUGAACCCAUCUGGAACCUGCAGAGAGCUUUUACCAUUUUGGAGAUGGAGAGGACUCUGCCACGGUGGCUGAGGUCAAGGCUGCACUCCAGAGAUUCAGACAUGGUGUGCUUCAAAAGCGACGAGGGCAAGUCUCGUAGAUUUGUCAGAGUGACUGUAAUGAACUGGAAAAAAUGGCGAUCAGAUCUUGGCGUUGAGCUCAAAGAGGACCCUGCAAACGUAGAGAGGGAUGAGGAAAGUUCUGGAAAUCCAUGGAACCUAAAUGUGCUGCUCCGUAAUAUUCGAUCCAGACGACAUCGACAGCAGGAAAACUAUAUUCUCUAGCUAAAAAGAUUAGGAAUAUUCAAAUCUUAAAACUGUGAUUUUUCCAUAUUAUAAGAGAACAGGUUAUGAUCAUGUCCUCUGUUCAGGUGCCUUUAUAUAAGUUUAUUUCAACACCUCUACCUCUAACUGUCAAGGAGGUCAUAUUACCUGGUUUGGAUCAUUUAAACUAGAACCUAAUUCAAUUCAAUUCACUUCAUUUAUAUAGCGCCAAUUCAAAACACAUGUCCUCUCAAGGUACUUUAUAGUUCACCAGACCAUACAGUCAAAAGCCUACCUCUUCAGAUUUAACCAUAGAAGUAAGACGUGACAUUAUGUGUAUGUUUCUAGUCAUCUCAGCUGAAAACCACUGAUCAGGCCUGAAGUCUGGGUGUGCUGAUGAAUUCAGACAUGAUCCUUUAGAGACACUCAUCACCUGGAGAACAUUUCAAGGAUCAAAGGACUAAUAUCUCAGAGGGACCAUUUUCUUAUUCACAUACUGUAUUAUUCUUAUGAUCAGAUUUAAUUUUAAUCAGUCUUUCUCCAUAGCUAAAACCAAAUGUCUAACAUUAUUAGAGCUUUUUAUAUGAAUUGAUUUGAUUGUAAAGAUUCUAAAUGAAGGAAACACAUCCCUGUCAAGUAUGGUGCAGGUUUGACGGGACCCAAAUGCAGACACUGAAGCUGAAGGUGGUUACUUGCAGAUUUAAUUAACCAAAAAGGGCAACAGAAGCAAAAAUCCAAAAACAUAAAUCUCAGAACCCACAAAAAUACAGAAAAUACAGGAAAACUCACUAGAAGGGGAUGAAAUGACGGAUCACCAGCAACAGCGACUGAGCAGGAGGUGCAUAUAUGGGAGAGAGAAAUAAAGACCAGGAUAAUCAUCAGAUUGGGAGCAGGUGUGAAGAAGGGGGCAAAUUAAAAGGAUACUGACAUAGGAGGGCAACAGAGGGCAAACAAGAAAUAUCCAAGUACUCAAAUACAAUCAAAAAUAACCUGAAUAACACAAAAUGGAAAUAAAACCAAAUGAAAACUCAAAGAUAAAAUUAAAACAGAACCAAAACAAUGACAAUCCCCUACAACUAGAAUGAGGAAUAUUGGAAUAUAUUGAGGAAUAUAUUCUGGUCCAAACUCUGAGGAUUGCUGAUUCUUGUUGUAUUACUUCUUCCUUUCUUUGUUUCAUGGGAGUGGUGCCAACAUGACAUCUUUCAGAUUCAUCAGCAACUUUUGUCUCAAACAUGUCGCUUCAAAAUGCAGAUCAUCACCAAAUAUUCUGUUCUUUCAGAGGAUUGGUCUGUACUAAUAUAGUGCUUUUGUAGGUCAGGAGACUUAAACAAGUGCUUUACACUACAUUCAGUCAUUCACACACACACUAAUGGUGGCAAGCUACAUGCUGUCCAACUCACAAACAUCCUUACAGCGCUGCCAACUAAUUGUCUCUGGGAUUGAAAUCCACAAUGGAAAAAAUUAAUAAUUGAUUUUGUUGAACUAAACUUUGUGUACUUUGUUGUCCAACUUCCCUUUACCUGUCAUUAUGAUGCU
Cyprinodon variegatus (sheepshead minnow) is the source of this 3865-nucleotide messenger RNA. Its product is annotated as transient receptor potential cation channel subfamily V member 1-like. Bases 95 to 2350 code for a protein of 751 amino acids. The transcript is spliced from 15 exons. Gene Ontology annotation, biological process: calcium ion import across plasma membrane. Lineage: Eukaryota; Metazoa; Chordata; Actinopteri; Cyprinodontiformes; Cyprinodontidae. Gene Ontology annotation, cellular component: membrane. Gene Ontology annotation, molecular function: calcium channel activity; protein binding. The record is from RefSeq and is a predicted model, not a curated record.